AACCAUUUUGUUUGACUCACACAGACUUGAUCGUUAGAUGGUCGAGCGCUCCACUGAACGGGAUAGAAAUGUUUUGUUUGUUGACAUAUGAAAAGGUGCCCGGGACACGUUCUUGAGGAGCGCCGCUGGAAAUAUUUGAGCAGACACUUCCAAACCUGAAAGGGACUCUUGGAUAGCCGCUCAGGGUGCUGAGAGCAGAAAACAAAUCGGAGCAGAUGGCGAAAGGGAGGAAGCCGACCCCCCGCCGCCCUCCAGGCUAAAGUGAUUUACGAGAGCGAAAAAGAGGAACAAGCGCUAACGGCCGCCACAACAGCUCACUGAUUGCAGCUUUUCUGCUAAAGAAUCCAGUGGUUAACCCGGAAGCGGAGCUGCUUGACCUUCUUCAGUCGUUUCCGGGUUUUGCGGCGAAGUCUCAAAAAAGGGUCUUCAAAUGAUGCAGCUCCACUUCACUAAAGAUGCUUUGCCGGCGUCUGUCAGCGGCGACUUCCAAAACCUCAACAAAUUCAACGAGCAGCAAUUUCUUCGACUGAUGGAAAUUCUCUUCCAGUUUUUGUUAAAGCCCAAAGAGACAGAGAAGUUAAUGCAGCAGCUAAGUGACUUUGCAGGUGAAAACAGGAUGAGUGCAGGCCCACUCAAAAACCUCAUGAAGAGCAUCAUCUUCGUGCCACAGGGUGCGAUGAAGCGAAACCUGACGGCCGAGCAGCUGAAAGAAGAUCUGCAGACUUUAGGACUUCACGAGGACAAGGCGGCUCAUUUUUCACAACAGUGGGCGGAGCAUCGCGCGGCGCUGUGCAGACUGGCCGCGCAGCAGACGCUGACCGUCAACCGGCUGGUGGACAUGGAAUGGAAGUUUGGCGUGACUGUCGGUACCAGCGAGAUCCACAAGAUGAGCAACAUCUUUCUGCAGCUGAAACUAGUUGUCCAGAAGGGGAAUGCCACAGAAAACCUCUACAUGGAGUUGAACCUCCCCCAGUUUUACAACUUCCUGCACGAGAUGGAGAGAGCCAAGGCGAGCAUGGACUCGUUCAGCUGAGUGUGUGUCUACAUUUGUGUCGCCUUUUGUCUUUGUGUUUAUGCAUCACGCGUGGGCACAAUUUCAAGUUUCGACAAGCCACGACACAUUUAUAUCCAAUAAUAAAGUUAUGUCAAAAAUACAA
Molecule: messenger RNA, 1157 nt
Organism: Phycodurus eques (leafy seadragon)
Lineage: Eukaryota; Metazoa; Chordata; Actinopteri; Syngnathiformes; Syngnathidae
Gene: commd7
Product: COMM domain containing 7
Exons: 11
Coding region: 431-1033 (200 amino acids)
Biological process (GO): negative regulation of DNA-templated transcription; tumor necrosis factor-mediated signaling pathway
Molecular function (GO): NF-kappaB binding
Source: RefSeq, a predicted model, not a curated record